AUGGAGUGCGCUGUUGUCGCAGACCACGACUACUGCUCUGUCCCUGAAACUGCAGGCCUGGACAUGGCAGCGGUUAAAAACGAGGAACUCCAAAAAGAGAUCGAGCUGUUACACAGAGAGUUGAAGGAACUGAAAAUGCAGGCCACCUUUGAGUUACAGAGAUUUGCGGGAUCCGACGACGACAUUCGUUUCUACACAAGAUUUGCCAGUUACCGGCAUUUUAUGAUGUUUUGGGGACUGAUUGAGCCAUCAGUGCACAAAAAGAUCAGAAAGUCAAGGGCCAGAGCUGCUGAGAGGAGAAAUGAACCAGUCUCAGUGGUCCGUCCUGCACACACGUCAUUACAACCCAUAGACGAGCUGUUCCUCUUCCUGAUGUACCUAGCGGCUGGCCUUAAAGAGAGGGACUUGGCCAACAGAUUCACAAUACACCAGUCCACCGUAAGCCGCAUCUUGUCCUCAUGGACAAACUACCUCUACACACUCCUGGGCUCGGUGUGUAUCUGGAUGGAAAAAGAGGAUGUAAAAGCUCAGAAGUUCAAAGAAUUCCCGGAUACACAAGUAAUCGUGGACUGCACAGAGCUCAAAUGCCAGACACCAUCUUCUCUUCUCCUCCAGAGUGGGAUGUACUCAGCGUACAAAUCUCACUGCACCAUGAAGGGACUGAUUGGGAUGGCCCCUCAUGGUGCAGUGACCUUUGUUUCCUCACUCUAUGAGAGGUCUGUGAGCGACAAAGAGCUUUUUAGACGUUCAGGCUUAGCUGAUCUCCUUACUGAUGACAUGGGCGUCAUGGUUGACAAGGGCUUUCUGAUAUCAGAUGUGGUCAAGUGCAAGGUCUACUGCCCCCCUUUUCUGCAGAAACGGAGCCAGAUGCUGGCAGAAUGCGUCCUCCAGACACAAAAAAUAGCACGUCUCAGAGUGCACGUUGAAAGAGUAAUAAGGAGAGUGAAGGAGAACAAGUUAUUUGACUCAGUCAUACCACUGUCAAUUGCUGGGAGCAUCAAUGAAAUGUAUACUGUUGCUUGUUUGCUUGUGAACUACCAAAACAAACCCCUUGUCAGGGCAUGGGCUAAAUAA
Hypomesus transpacificus is the source of this 1074-nucleotide messenger RNA. RefSeq lists its product as uncharacterized. The transcript is spliced from 3 exons. The record is from RefSeq and is a predicted model, not a curated record. The coding region runs from base 1 to 1074 and encodes 357 amino acids. NCBI's taxonomy places the organism in Eukaryota, Metazoa, Chordata, Actinopteri, Osmeriformes, Osmeridae.